AUGGCGCCGAUUCGCAUACGCGUGCGCGGCCCCAGCGAAAUCGUGACGCUCGAAGCCGCCGAUGAGUGGACCCUGGCACAACUUCUAACACACAUCCGGGAGAAGACUGGGGUCGAUAGCUUCACACUCAAGGCGGCGUAUCCGCCAACAGCGCUCGACCUAUCCGAUGCGGAGUCCAAGACACUCGCACCACUGAAGCUGAAUGGGGAAACGCUCAUGGUGAUUCCGACGGACGGUGGACUGGCGGGCGGGCCACCAUCGGGAGUGCAAGCUCCUGUAGCAUCUGCGCCUCCACCGGCACCAGCACAAAAGCCGUUUACACCUAAACGAGUAGACGUUGACGAGACAGUCGUGCCAUGGGACGAAGGCGGUGGCUAUUUGGUGGUGCGGGUCAUGCCGGAUGACAACAGCUGCAUGUUCACUGCGUUUGGCGGCGUCAUGGGUAUAUCAGAUCCAGCGGCCCGGGUACGUGCCGAAGUGGCGUCGCACAUCCUUGCGCACCCAGACAAGUACACCAAAGUGGUGCUCGAAAACACCGAACCCUCUGUCUACGCGAACCGUAUCAAGGAUCCGCAACGAUGGGGCGGCUCGAUCGAGCUCCAGUGCCUCAGCGAGAUCUACGGGAUCCAGAUUUGCUCAAUCGACGUGAAGUACGGCCGUGUUGAUACGUACGGCCUCGACAAGGACACGCGUUGCAUAUUAUUGUACUCGGGCAUCCACUAUGACCGUAUCGCGCAGUCGUUUGACCUGGGGCUGCCCGUGGACAUGGAUGUGACGCAGUGGCGAGUGGACGACGACAGCGUGAUCGACAAGGCCAAACAGCUUGCAGAAAAGCUCAAGUCGGCACACUACUACACGGACACGCAGACGAUGGCAAUCCGAUGCGAGGUGCCGGGGUGUGAGAACUGGCUGGGCUCUGGCCAGAGGGAUAUGGUCAAGCACACCAAGGAGACGGGACAUACGGCGUUUUCGGAGCUGUCGAUAGAUUGA
Molecule: messenger RNA, 990 nt
Organism: Sporothrix brasiliensis 5110
Lineage: Eukaryota; Fungi; Ascomycota; Sordariomycetes; Ophiostomatales; Ophiostomataceae
Product: ubiquitin thioesterase OTU1
Exons: 3
Coding region: 1-990 (329 amino acids)
Biological process (GO): protein deubiquitination; endoplasmic reticulum unfolded protein response
Cellular component (GO): nucleus; cytosol
Molecular function (GO): cysteine-type deubiquitinase activity
Source: RefSeq, a predicted model, not a curated record